This is a messenger RNA of Fonticula alba, 312 nucleotides long. RefSeq lists its product as hypothetical. Gene Ontology annotation, biological process: mRNA splicing, via spliceosome. The transcript is spliced from 3 exons. The coding region runs from base 1 to 312 and encodes 103 amino acids. Gene Ontology annotation, cellular component: precatalytic spliceosome; U2 snRNP. Lineage: Eukaryota; Rotosphaerida; Fonticulaceae. The record is from RefSeq and is a predicted model, not a curated record.
AUGGCGCCUCUCUCCUCGGACUUCUUCCCGAACAGCGAGUGGCUCCUGACCCAGCACCGUGACACACUGGCCUCGAUGGUCGGCCAUCCGCAGCUGCUUCACUUCACAGCCCUCGUCGACGGCGAGUCAAUUGCCCGUACCCGUGUGGCUCUCAUUGAGCGCAUGGUGCAGCCCUGUGGCCCGCCCCAGCGCCCGGCCGACGACCCGGAGGAGGUGAGAGCCGUUCUGGAGCUGGCCGCCGCCAAGGCUGCCAUGGAGGUCGACUCGCAGCCGUCGACCAUGGUCCCGGAAGAAGAGGAUGCCACUGAGUGA